Messenger RNA from Penicilliopsis zonata CBS 506.65, 3824 nucleotides. RefSeq lists its product as hypothetical. Bases 79 to 3612 code for a protein of 1177 amino acids. Lineage: Eukaryota; Fungi; Ascomycota; Eurotiomycetes; Eurotiales; Aspergillaceae. The transcript is spliced from 4 exons. Gene Ontology annotation, molecular function: chromatin binding. Gene Ontology annotation, cellular component: pericentric heterochromatin. The record is from RefSeq and is a predicted model, not a curated record. Gene Ontology annotation, biological process: chromatin organization; negative regulation of transcription by RNA polymerase II.
UCUCCAACUAAUAAGGCAGUUUUAUGUCUAUCGGAGUGGCUACUAACCAAUGGGUCGGAUGCAGUCCCGUGCACCAAGAUGCCGCUGGGUGAGGUAGUCGUCGUGGAUGACGAUCAAAUAUCUCUCACGUCAAGUGUCGAAAGUGAGCAGCAAUCAGAGUAUGAGAUCGAGGAAAUCCUGGCUCAGCGUGAAACCCACGAAGGCGUUCUUACUUUUCUCGUCAAGUGGGCUGGCUACGCAAUCCAUCGGGCCUCGUGGGAGCCCGCGGAUCAAUUCAAUAAUCCAGAGACCUUGGAAGAUUGGAAUGAAAAGCUCAGGAGAAUCAACGACAAGAAAGCCCCGGCAUUUGAUGUUCAAGCCUGGGAGCGCCAUGUUCUGAGGAUCGAGGCUGAUCGUAAAGACCGGAAACGCAGGAGGGCCGCAAAGAGGAACCGACUGCGUCAGCUGGCUUCUGAUAGAUUGAAGUCAUCGUCAGAGCCAAAUACUCUUCCUGAUGUUUCAUGCGCUGGACCGACCAACAAAGCUCUCACGACCAGGGAUCCUUCACGUCCCCCUGAUCGUAACGCUAACCCCCAGGCUGCAGCACCAAAGAAAACCACUGGAGCUGCACCUGAGUGCUCCUGGCCGCCAAAUGAGCCUAGCAAUCUUUCAGUAUCACGAUCAGAAAUCCCACUAGGAAGUGCUAGUAGAGGGGCCAUCCCCUCGCGCCCUGGACAGGAAUCGAGAUUCUCAAUAAGUCAUCCUCCGAUAAAUUUUGCGUUGAAGAAAAGACCUGCUACGGCAGACCUAACACCUUCAACCCCUGCCAAACGGUUCAAUUUAUCAACCCAGUGGCGUUAUGAGAAAUAUAAACGGCACGAGCCAGCUCCUGACAUUAGCCAAUUGGAGUUACACGUACCCUCAAACUUUCCUGUCAAACCCGGGGAAUUAAAGAUAUUGGGCGCUAGUAAUGCCAGGGCUCAACAGGAGGAACAUUACUUGGAAGAUAAUGAACUUUUCGUUGCACAGGAUGGAUCCACAACAUCAGGAUCUACAGAUAUGUCUAUAGCAUCACCACAACUAUUCUCGACUCCAACGAACCAAGCGCCAAAUGGUACACAUGAUAUUCCGCUGGAGCAAAGGAUUUCUACGCCUACUUCCCCUCAACCAGUUACCACGGCCCCCAGAACGGCACCUCCAGACCUGCAGAGUCCUCACCUACCUUCAAAAAAAUACCGGUUCGCGCUUGGCGAAAUUUUGGUCUUUGCCUACUAUGGGCCUGAAAAGACGGAGAUUGGACCUGUUCGAAUAUGUGGUGCGAAUAGACGGACUAAAAUCAACUUGCUCCGUCACAAGAAGACACGAGACGAAAAUGUUGAAGUCUGGUUUCGUGAUGUUUGUACGCCAGAGGAAUACGACGAUAAGCAUGGUAAAGUGGUCAGUCCCUUCCCGUGUGAUAGAGGUUGGCUCGAGGGAUACGAAGAAAGUAAACAAAAUCUACGCCAGAUGGCAAAUGUACUCCGGACAAAGAACUCCAUGGCUAUUUAUCGUCCCAACAGUUCAGCAGAUAACGUCCUCAUUGCCUACUGGCCACACUCCGCCACUUCUAGGUUUGAGAAUGGAAGACGCAGUCCUCCGGCAGAAGAUUCAAUUUGCAUUUCUGUCAAAUGCUUACGAAAUGGAGCCAGAUGGCCACGACGUCCGUCACCACAGCCUGGGGAGACAGAUAGACCAUCCCACCUCUCAAGCCCGGCCCGGACACCGACAGGACCAAGUUAUCGAAGAAGGACUUCCAGUAUCAUUGAAGAGCCCGGAAAAGCAAGACCCUUGCCUCUAGGGCCAUCUUCACCACAUCUCAGUCAGCAGGUAGCCGCUCAGCUCAGCAAUAGCGACACCAAACCCUCAGGACUCCUCCAGAAUCAACCUCAAAGAUUACGGUCUCCGGAGCCCGGCGGAAAUGACAGAACCGAUGAAAAUUCAAAGACACGUUUUCGGCCUGAGUCUCGCCACUUAGAGGCCGGACGCCAUAUAGGAUUUCAUGAGCAGCCUGUCGCCCACCCCAAACCCAAGAUCAGUCUCCAAAUUGAGACUUGUCUCCAACCUGAAGUCCGUCGGUCCUCAGAAACAGGCUUCCAAUCGCAGGAACUCAAGCCACAGGAGAGUGUUUCAAGAUUUUCACGUCAACCACUAGAUACUGAUCGGCGACCCGAACCUCAGACAACCAACAGCACCAUACAGUCCGAUAUAAACUUGACGGACAAUUCAAUCGAAUUUUCCAAGGCAGCUCCAUCCUUGAGACAGACCGCACCUUGGCCUGGAAAAAAACAGCUGGAGCUUAAUUCUCCAUCAGGACAACAACUGACUAAGGAAUUACAAGAGCAUGGAUACGGAAAAGCAGAUACCAAGCUCCAAUCAUCCAUGUCAAGGCUGGAGAUCUCUGGUGGGACUUCGAGUGUCCCUGUGGAUGUCCCACGGUCAGCCGGUCAAUUUGACUGGACAUCGGUCCUUGGACAGCCAAACAUAGACGCUAUUAUUGAAUCCAAGUGUUCAUUCACAUUCAAGGAGCUCGCAACUAUUGGUGCACCUGAGAAAGCCGUUCUCGCAAAUGUCUUUUACGUCCUCUAUCCCAUCGAGGAUGAAAAAGUCGAUGCUGAAUACAAGGCCCUUGUUCAGUUCCUGAAAUCUCACAAAGCCGUUGUAUUUUCGAGCCGGAUAGAUGAAGAUUGGGAAAAGUUUGCCCUGACAGUACCUAUUUAUCAAGGCGUUGUACUGUUCCAUGGUGAUUUUACGAACUAUCACGAACUGCCUUAUCUCAAGGAUGUUCUAUCUAAACAAGCCAACUUCUGGCGUAUAUCACUGUCGAAGACUCUUGAAUAUGUGCCUCAGCCUGUGCAUUUACAACGCGUUUUCCCACGCGGUUCUGUAAUAUUGAUAACAGAAGACUUGAUGGUAAACGAUCAGUGCGGAACCAUGAUUAUUCUCAUGUGGUUUAUUCGAAACAUCAAAAGCGGCAAGCUACCAGGUACCUGGAAGCUCUUCCUACGCCCUAACGUCAUGAAGUGGCUGCUAGAAAAGCAUGACACCUCUAAGGAGGAGAGGGAAUCUGUAUACUGGCUGGCUAUUUACUAUCUUAUCGACACCAUCAACGGCACAGGAAAUGAGCCUGAUGAUGUUAUUGAUGACCCUUUCACGAACACUCUCAUUUCACCAACCUUUAUCCCUCAAUACAACUCUUAUCAAGACACAGACCGCCUUGUAGAAUUCUUUGCAGGCUGGGCUUUACUCAAUAACCAUCGAUUCCGUCGGUUUCACGUUGCCACCUACCAGAAACCUCUUCCAAGAAGAUGGGGGGAAUGGAAUCAUCUCGAUAUCCGGCCUAGCCCCAGGGAAGUCUUCAGACACCUCGAUAUCAACCAUAAAGAGGUCUGGGAGAAAGUGAAACCUAUCAUUCGAAAGGUGGAAUCUUCUUCAGAUCCCAGAAUUCAAACUCCCCAACAAAAUACCUACACGCCUCGAACGCCCAGAACAGUGUCCUUGCCACAGCAGUUGGACGGCGCCUCUGAGUCUUCUUCAUCAAGGAAGUCGCUGCCCGUCAAAACCACAAAAUACAAUUAUCCCGACCCAUAUCACUAAGGAUGAGUAUGGAGAAAUUUCGGAAUGAGGAAUCGUUUAUCUCAUAUUAUGUCAAGACUAUUACGAUCCAUGAAAAGUUAACAUGUUACAUGAAAGUUGAUCUGUAUGAUACCCAUCUAUUUUAUUGUGGAAUUUAUGAACAUUCAGGUAGCUUAAACAAGCCUUGAAAGACCAUUGUCUUCAGGGACGAUGGAAACGAAAUUCUUUUUCUC